GUUCUGCUGAUGGAGACAUUUGUGGCUAAUCAGCCUUGUUAGAUCUCCAAUAGAGCUAGUGGCCCACUUGCCAAAGCCUGGGCCCUGAAUAUGUCUUAGUCCUGCAUCUACUUUCUCAUGUUACCCCCAUCUUCAUCUCUCUCAGACUUUCCUUUGAACCAACUAGUAGCUUAGUGAACAAUUAGUCCACUACAACAAUGUAACCCUAGGUUAAAUUACCUGGACGCAUAGCCGCAAGGACGUUCCUAUAAAGGCGUAAAAAUAUCCAGAGGACAGGGUUUGCUUAUGCUCAAUUCUUCGAUCCUACCAAGACGAUAAAGAACCCCAUCAUGAAAUCCUUUAAUUUCCUUUGGUUGUUGGCUGCUGGCCUUAUUACUCAGGUAUGUUCGAGCGGUGGCUUGUUUACCUUAAGCUUGCACUAUUUUGUCUAACCCUUCAUCAGGUGCAAGCCGAUGAGUCCCCCAUUGAGGGAUAUAGCAUUGAGGAGUUCUCAUGGGAAGUCGAGACGACCCCCGGCGGGCCAACGGUCGUUCUGAAUGGCACCGUCGAGAAAGUCCUGUCUCAACUGCGCGAGAUCAACCCUAACUACGAAGCCGAGUUCGCCACCGUUGUCCCUGAGAGUGACCAUCCUGCCGAACACACUGCGGAGGAAGAAGACACUUCAUCGCACUUGGCCAAGCGUGGCGAUGUUGUCUGUGGCAAAUUCCCCUCUGCGUAUGAGAGCGAUAUCGACCGAGGCAUCAAGUACUUGAGAAGUGUUCCUGGCAAGCCUCAGAGAGGACCUGGCCCUGGCAGCUGUGGUCAGGUCAGCUGUUCCUGGUCAUCGGCUAUUUGGUGGUGUAAUGAUAAUACCUUUACCAAAGUCCUACCCAGCUUCAACAACAUUGCCGACGGCGCGCAACUGAUUAAAAACACUUGUCUGCAUGGAGGUCAGACCUUCUCUGGUCAGGAUUUCCACGACGAUAAGUGGAACACCAUUGUUCGGUUCAACAAGUGUUAAUGACUGGUGAUAAUAAGGAACUUAAAGGAUGGUGUAUAUUCUACGACUCAGGGUGGAUGCCAC
Messenger RNA from Aspergillus pseudotamarii, 1063 nucleotides. RefSeq lists its product as uncharacterized. The transcript has 2 exons. Lineage: Eukaryota; Fungi; Ascomycota; Eurotiomycetes; Eurotiales; Aspergillaceae. The coding region runs from base 383 to 1000 and encodes 205 amino acids. The record is from RefSeq and is a predicted model, not a curated record.